AUGAUGAAAUCGCAUUGUCUGAUUUCCAUCGGAUUCCUACUGUUGACCAUGAUCAUCUGGGGCAAGGACGCAAACCAGGUAUCUUCAUGAGGUCUUAAAGUAAUUAAUUAAGAAACAGCAAGAGAGCCAAGUGAUUAAGCUUCUAAAGUAAACUUUGGAAUGCUCUCCGCUUGACCAUAUCGCCUUAGCAGACCCUAUCUAUCUCUUUGAAGAAGUCACUGAGCACUGAUGUGCACUUAAAGAGGUGUUUGCUCUGCGGGAAUGCAAUUGUUUUCUUCCUUUUGGACAGCCUGCGUAGCCUGGUGGAAUUGCUUUGCACGUGUGAGAGUUUUGUUUGCCACGAGAAACGAGCACCGGAGCGUCUUCUCCCCAUUCUCCGCACAGCUUCGCAGCUCCUUUGCAAAACCUUUGCUCGCGCUAACAAUCCCGCCAGCUACGUAGGCUGCCUACCUGGUGUCGGAUUUUCCCCUGCAGGUCUAGAUCGCGCAAAAUUCGGCUUUUAUAGAUUUCAGAGUUUUUUGUUUAUUGUUGUCAUAGUGAUAUCGAUUUUACUAACUUCAACUAACUUCAAUUCAUAGUCUGUUACUGGUGAAAAUUUUAUCAGCGAUCGGACAAGGAUAAAAUCACCUUUUAAGGCGAUUGAGAAAUAUCGGUAUAUAUGGUCUCCGAAAAACUGUAUCGAAACACCUUAAAUGGAUAUUUUGUUCUUAUGAGUUUAACUAUUCUGUGAUUUUGAGACAAAAAUAAUACGGCGCUCCCUGGUGAUUUGCGGAAUUACACACUUUCUUAUAUUGGCGAAAACCAGUUCGUAAAAGCAAUCAGGGUUGUGUCAUUACGCAACUUUGGGUAAAUGUCGUAACUAUGUAUCUAAACAUGUAAACAUGUAAAAUAUUUAAUACUUUGUAGUUCUAAAGAAGUUUCAGUAUCCUUUCAUUGUCUGUUCCAUAGGAUUGUUCCCUUCAAGGAAAACCAGGACAGCCAGGGACCCCCGGCACACCUGGAUCUCCGGGUAUACCGGGUACUCCCGGUACUCCAGGUACCCCCGGUGCUCCCGGUGCCCCAGCUACCACCUGUACCAGCAUGGAUAGUAGCGAAAAUACCAGCGAAAAUAAUGAAGUGACUCUUGGUGGACGUCGAUGGAAACAGUGUGUCUGGUCAUCUAAUAGUGCCGAGAAUGAUAUAGACAAUGGACAAGUUCACGUAAGCAUACGAUUGCCACGGAAAUAACUUGUAGAAAUUUGAAAUGAUUUCCACUUACCGGCAUUUAGGUUUGUAAGGACCGUGGAUAAUAAUAUCUUAGGCCCUGACAUUUUGGGCCUGGGGUGAGUGACGUAUCUUGAGGCAUUGUUGCACGCAUGUCAGAUUUCGACAUCUUGUGGGAAUGGGUCUCUUAAAAAGCGAAUCUAGGCGGUAUGUUUCAAUAUUCAUCGCUCUUUUUUAUGUCGUUCAAUUUGUCAAAUGUUAGUGAAUUUUUUUGAGCGAUAUGAUAAAGGACUGUAUUUAGGUUUAAAAACAAAAGUAAUAGAGCAUCGUUCUUUACCUCCACAAAACAGGCAAAUUUGGGAAGUUUCACGUCGUGUUCGUGCAACGACGGCAUAGAAAUGUAAAAAAAGUGUGAUGCACAUGUAAAAAUGUUUUUUGCUAAUCCAAAUCUACUUGUUUGCCGUUCUCGUUGCUGUCGUCGUUGCUUAGUCUUGAAUAAUUCUAAAUAAGAUGUUUAACUCGGAAAGCCUGUCAUAUUGAUUCUGAAAACUCAGAAUGGAAUUUUGUUCCUGGGUUGGGACCGCAUUUUCAGCAAAUCUUGAUCCAAGAAGCGAAAAUUAUGCCCCAACUACGUGAAGGAGCAGAAAAGCAGAAUGUGAAGAUGUGGUAAUUCCUUAUAAACGCCGAUGAGCCUUAGAUGAAUCAACAGUUUCAGCCACGAGAGUACAACAGGAAGAGUGCGCUGGAGGAGAAGUUAAGUUCAAGUUCAGUUUAUUCACGUUUAUUCAUAAAACGUACAUAAAUACAAUCAUAACAGGAACUGAAAAAAGGAGCUAGUGUACAUGUUACAAUGAUACAUUGGAAUAGUGUUUAGUGGCCAAAUUAAAGGAGCAAAGCUCUCGGGUUGGCCGACCACUACCACGGUUCAGUUAUUAUAAUGGGAAGCGGUUUCACUUGGAAAACCCAAAAGUAUGACCAACCGCCAUUAUGCUAAAACCUCAUUAUGUUAACAAAGAAGCGCGGAGCUAAGAACAAUGCCUCAAAUACGUUAUUGUUUCACUCGACCCAGAGAACUAACAACACGGUCUUCUGGCCAAAGGCUGCUCAAAUAAGCAAAUCUUUUACUCUUAAAGCAAUCAUGGAGUCCGCUAGUCUUAUCCGAUUCACGCAAAUUGUGCCUCGUUUUAAGGCUGAAAGCGCGUAGAAUUCAUGACAAUUUUAUCAGAUUUGAGGUCAUAUGCACCUAAUUUAAAGCUCAGGUUUAACCCCGUCUUGCAACAAAAUUGUUCAGAUAGACUGACUAUGUACAGACGAUCUUUUUUCUACUCAGUCUUUACUCCUACGCCCACCUAUUGAAUUUAUUAUUAUCUUAUAACGUUUCGGAUAUCUGAAGAGAACUGCUGUGACUAAUUUUUGGCAACUCCUUUUUUGGUACGCUUAAGGCAUGCGAUUUCACCAAGCUGAAGUCUGGGACCUUCCUUCGUGUUGUGUACAUGGGUAUUAUCCGCAUCACACGCUGCACAAACUGUUGCAAAAGAUGGUAUUUCACUUUCGACCGUAAAGAGUGCAGCAAUCCAGCCCCAAUAGAUGGAGUCAUUUUCCACAGUGUCGACAUAAACAUCCACAGGUCAGCCAACAUUGAGGGUUACUGUGGUGGCAUUCCUGUGGGGAAAGUGCGAGUUGGAUUUAACGUAGGUGACUGUACUGGAUCGGGAUUCAGUAAUGGCAACGCUUACACAAGUUGGUAUCAAACCAUUAGGAUCAUCAUUGAAGAAGUGGAGCGUCCAGUCGCUUAA
This is a messenger RNA of Porites evermanni, 2999 nucleotides long. Lineage: Eukaryota; Metazoa; Cnidaria; Anthozoa; Scleractinia; Poritidae. The record is from the annotation of a GenBank genome assembly.